This is a messenger RNA of Python bivittatus (Burmese python), 2014 nucleotides long. RefSeq names its product phenylalanine hydroxylase (gene PAH). NCBI's taxonomy places the organism in Eukaryota, Metazoa, Chordata, Lepidosauria, Squamata, Pythonidae. Gene Ontology annotation, biological process: L-phenylalanine catabolic process; L-tyrosine biosynthetic process. Gene Ontology annotation, molecular function: iron ion binding; phenylalanine 4-monooxygenase activity. The record is from RefSeq and is a predicted model, not a curated record.
GUACAUAGUUUACAGAAGAUCCUGGAAACUCUGUAAAGUCACUCAUAACUUCAAGUUCUAGGGAAAAUCCUGUUCAUUAGUGCUUGGGGAAAAAAACAGAGAGGUCAGCAACAUGAAUGGAGAUCUUUUCCACGAAUCCAGGUACAUUGAAGAGAACACUUCCCAGAAUGAUGCAAUCUCUCUGAUUUUUUCCCUCAAAGAAGAAGUUGGAGCCUUGGCUAAAGUCCUACGCAUAUUUGAGGAAAAGGGGAUAAACCUGACUCACAUUGAAUCUAGACCUUCACGGCUGAACAAAGAUGAAUAUGAAUUUUUCAUUAAUCUGGAGAGCAAGAAUAUUUCUGCCCUUCCAGAUAUCAUCAAGACCUUGAGAGAUGACAUCAGAGCAAAUGUUCAUGAACUUUCACGUGAAAAGAGGAAAGAUGCAGUACCAUGGUUCCCAAGAACUAUUCAAGAAUUGGACAGAUUUGCCAAUCAGAUCCUCAGCUAUGGAGCAGAACUGGAUGCUGACCAUCCUGGUUUCAAAGAUCCAAUUUACCGAGCCAGAAGAAAAGAAUUUGCAGACAUAGCAUACAACUACAGGCAUGGGCAACCUAUACCCAGAGUGACUUAUACUGAGGAAGAGAAGAAGACAUGGGGGAUAGUCUUUAGGGAACUAAAGACUCUCUAUCCUACACAUGCUUGCUAUGAACACAAUCAUGUGUUUCCACUCCUGGAACAAUACUGUGGCUACCAAGAGGAUAACAUUCCCCAGCUUGAAGAUGUCUCAAACUUUUUGAAAAGCUGCACCGGGUUUCGCUUACGGCCAGUGGCUGGUCUUCUUUCGUCUCGAGAUUUUUUGGCUGGCUUGGCUUUUAGAGUAUUUCACUCUACACAAUACAUUCGCCAUUCGUCAAAACCAAUGUAUACACCUGAACCUGAUGUUUGCCAUGAACUCCUAGGACAUGUCCCCCUAUUUGCUGACCCCAGUUUUGCUCAGUUUUCUCAAGAAAUUGGAUUAGCUUCUCUAGGAGCUCCAGAUGAUUAUAUUGAGAAACUUGCAACGGUUUACUGGUUUACUGUGGAAUUUGGCCUCUGUAAAGAAGGCAAUGCAAUUAAGGCCUAUGGUGCUGGACUGUUGUCAUCAUUUGGUGAACUGCAAUACUCUCUGUCAGAUAAACCUGUCACUGAACCUCUCAUCUUGGAAAAGACUGCAAUCCAGAAAUAUCCAGUUACUGAAUUCCAGCCUAUUUACUAUGUGGCUGAAAGUUUUGAAGAUGCAAAACAAAAGUUAAGAAAAUAUGCCUCAACAAUUUCACGGCCAUUUUCAGUCCGCUACAAUCCGUAUACUGAAAGAAUUGAAGUUUUGGACAACAUUAAGCAAUUAAAGAAUUUAGCAGAUGCCAUUGGCAAUGAAAUGGAACUUCUUUGCAAUGCUCUCCAGAAGAUAAAGUAAAAGAGAUACAUCUGGGCUCGUCUUGUUGGCUCUGAAAGCCGUAUAGCAAAAGGGAUACCUUGUAACAAACGAGAGACAUUUCUUUAACGAAAUCAGUUUGCCCAUAAUUAACAUAUAGUGAGGAAAUGUAACAAAUAUCUAAUAUCUAAUAUUUUUAUAUAUCUAUAGGUAAAUCCCUGUCCUCAGAUUUUGAUAUGAUCAUAUAAAUGUCUACAAAAUUAAUAUAAAUAACUUUUCAGGUAGGAGCUAGGCCUUUCAAACAUGAUUUCUAUAUUAUUGUAUUUAUAUUGUUGUUACAGUAAUAUGUGGUAUAAACAAAUGCAACUUAUAUAAUUGAAAAAGCAAAAUGUAGGAAGAUAGUAGAAAAGAUAAGCAUACUCAAUUCAUCUUUUAUUCAAGAGCUAUUCUUUUCUGAAGUGCAUUUAAUCAACUUAACACCAGCUUUUAUUCUUUCCAACCUAAUAUAAUGUUGGAAAUAAAUCAUGUGAAGUGGGUCAAGACUCUGUCAACAGGACAACUCUCUGAAAAUUGUAUGGAAUGGGACCAAAUUUGGUGUAGGAGAAGAGUUGGCAAAAGAAAGAA